AUGUCUCUCCGCAUUGCUCCCCCAUCCGGCUUCGCCGCCUCCACCUCCAACACCAACACCCGCCAACAACACAGCGCAGCCCGUCCCUCAAAGGGCGCCCCUUCGGCGCCGGGCCUCCCUGAUACCCUCCGCAACAAGAUCACCCUCCCCGCCAUCCCAUCCGCCUCCUCAACCAACAACCCCUCGGUAGCUGACAUCCCAGCUUCGUCACACCCACUCGAAGCCCGCCUGCUCGCCUGGCGCGCUACCCAAGAGCAACUGAAGAUGGAAGGUCUCCGACGAGCAUACGGUAUCGCGGAGCCCGUCCGCCGCGGCAUGGAGCUGAAGAUUGUUCGUGAUAGCACCUUCCGUCCCGCCGUGCUGGGUGGUAUGAAGGGCGGUAACGUCCACGAGGAUAUCCUUGUGCUUGGUGGCCGUGAUGCGGAGAUUGGCUGGGAGGAUAUUUUCCAGGGCGACGAGUUCCGCGAACCACCCACCUUCCACGAUGAGAUGGAGAAGCGCCUCAAAAUGGACUUUUAA
Molecule: messenger RNA, 519 nt
Organism: Penicillium waksmanii
Lineage: Eukaryota; Fungi; Ascomycota; Eurotiomycetes; Eurotiales; Aspergillaceae
Product: proteasome maturation protein
Exons: 3
Coding region: 1-519 (172 amino acids)
Biological process (GO): proteasome assembly
Cellular component (GO): cytoplasm; nucleus
Source: RefSeq, a predicted model, not a curated record